Molecule: messenger RNA, 492 nt
Organism: Knipowitschia caucasica
Lineage: Eukaryota; Metazoa; Chordata; Actinopteri; Gobiiformes; Gobiidae
Source: the annotation of a GenBank genome assembly
AUGCAGCAGGCGGUCACCCAACAGCCGAGACUGUCUAUGGUGAAGAGGCCGUCCUCAGACUUCGAGUACCAGCACACGGCAACGCUCGACCCGGGGCACGAGUGGGACGCCUGGGGGUCAGAACCGGGACUGGGCGUCACCACGACAACCAUCACCACGAUCUCGCAGACCGGUGGAGACUGGAGCACGGGGCUGUUCGACAUCUGCAGUGACAAGAACACCGGGAUUCUUGGAGCAUUUGCACCGUGCCUGUUGGACCUCAGUUUGGCGCAUCAGUUUGGUGAGACUUUCUGCUUGCCUCUCCUGCCGGGGUCCACACUCGCACUCAGAGUCGGGAUCCGAGAACGAUACAAGAUCCAGGGCAGCGUCUGUGACGACUGGACCACCGUGUGUUGCUGUUAUCCUCUGGCCUUGUGUCAGAUGAAGAGAGAGAUGAAGAAGAGGAUGAAGACGAAGACCUACCAUGUAACCACAGCUAUGGACUGCUCCUAA